Molecule: messenger RNA, 912 nt
Organism: Talpa occidentalis (Iberian mole)
Lineage: Eukaryota; Metazoa; Chordata; Mammalia; Eulipotyphla; Talpidae
Product: carcinoembryonic antigen-related cell adhesion molecule 21-like
Exons: 5
Coding region: 1-912 (303 amino acids)
Biological process (GO): signal transduction; regulation of immune system process
Cellular component (GO): cell surface; plasma membrane
Molecular function (GO): protein tyrosine kinase binding
Source: RefSeq, a predicted model, not a curated record
AUGGAGGCCCCCUCAGCCCAUGGACACAGAGACCGAGGCCCCUGGCAGGGGCUCCUGCUGGCAGCUUCACUCUCAACCUUCUGGAUCCUGCCAGCCACUGCCCAGCUGACUGUUGAACCAGAGCCUGCUAAUGUUGCUGAAGGGAACGAUGUUCUUCUGCGUGUCUCCAAUUUGUCAAGGGAACCUCUGAAAUAUAGCUGGUAUAAAGGAAGAGGUGUGGACAGCAGUCAACUUAUUAUAUCCUACAGAGUAGACACUCAAAAUACCACCCCCGGGCCCAUGUACAGCAGUCGAGAGACUAUAUACCCCAGUGGAUCCCUGCUCAUCUGGAAGGUUACCAAGGCAGACACAGGAGACUACAAUGUAUUAGUUUUAUAUGAUGACUUCUCCAAUGGAGGAGGAACAGGAAGUUUCCAAGUACUUGAGCCAGUGGCCCCGCCCUCCAUCCAAGCCAGCAACACCAUUGUCACUGAACACGAGGACACUGUGGUCCUGACCUGCCUCACAAGAGACACUGGGAUCUCCAUCCUGUGGCUCCUCAAUAAACAGCGUCUCCGGCUCACAGACAGGAUGACGCUGUCCCAGGACAGAAGCUCCCUCACCAUCAGCCCUGUCAGGAGGGAGGAUGCCGGGGAGUAUCAGUGUGAGGUCUCCAACCUGGCCAGUUCCAGCAGAAGUGACCCCCUCACCCUCACUGUAAAGACAGAAGGAGACACCACAGGCCUCUCUGAGGGGGUCAUCGCUGUCAUCUUAGUUGGGGCCCUAUCAGUGGUGGCGCUGGCAGCCGCCCUGUGGUGUGUUUCAGUUUGCAGUUCUGGCAGGUAUGAGGGCAUUUCCCACAUCCGAUCCUGUCCCUGGCCAGGAGGAGGAUACCCCGCCCCUGUUUUCUGGAGCCUCCUCAUCUAUCCAUGA